Musca domestica (house fly) is the source of this 693-nucleotide messenger RNA. RefSeq lists its product as uncharacterized. The transcript has 4 exons. Lineage: Eukaryota; Metazoa; Arthropoda; Insecta; Diptera; Muscidae. The record is from RefSeq and is a predicted model, not a curated record. Bases 111 to 635 code for a protein of 174 amino acids.
AUUCAUAAGAAAAACUAAUCUUUAGUUUGUUUUGAGACGAUUGUUUAGAUUGAUCGCCGUAACGCUAUACGUUCGAACGUUUAAACGAAUUUUUGUGUUUAAGGCUUAUCAUGUUAUCAUCGUUUCGAAUUGUCUUCUCGAUUGCCAUCUAUACGACGGUAAUGUACACGCUGCUGCUGAUCCAUAAUGUGGUUCUUAUCAAAAACUAUCAUGAGAAUAUAAAAAAUGCGAAAGAAAUGGAUUAUACGUCAUAUGAAGAUGAUAGCGAUUAUGAUGGUAGUAGACUGAGGAUGGAUGAAUUUGAAGGCACCCAUGUUUAUACCGUAACCGAAGAACUGAAUUGGUAUGCUGUUAUGUGGACCCUGUCAGUGCUCCUGAUUGUAGGCGUAAAAUUGCAAAUCCAUCAAGCAAUUGCUCCAUGGCUGCUAAUGGGUGGUAUAGUCGUUGUCAUCGGUUUCAUUGCCGGCACCAUCAUUGGUAAUCCUGAAAAGUAUAUUUUGGAGCUUUCCGUAAUAGCUAUUCAAGCAGUGACGUGGAUACCCGUCUAUUUGCAUUACAAGGCGUUGCGAGAAAGUUUCUACUUCAAACCGAAGAAUUAUGUACGGCCCAACAAAUAUGCUGGAGCUAUGGAUUAGAAAUUCAUUAACUAAAUAAAUGAGUUGGUUAAAAUGUAUAAUAAUAAAAUUAAUAUAA